AUGCCAAGAAUAUCAAAAAGACAAACCAACAGGUGUAACAUUCAAACAAACGAUCCAGAAAUAUUUUAUCGUGUAUCAGUAUUUAUUCCGUACAUAGACAAAUUCAUUAAUGAAUUGGAAGAAAGAUUUACAAAUCACCAAAGUACAUUGACAAGCUUCCAUUCCUUAUUCAAAGAAAGUGGUUUUGAAGAAGAUUUUAUAUCUCUUACAAAACAGUAUAUCGAAGAUCUAGAAGAUAUUGGAAAUUGUGAUGAGGUAUUCAAAAAUGAGUUCAAACUUUGGCAACGAAAACUUAAAUGUUUAUCAGAAACGGAUAAACCAAAAAAUGCAAUGGACGCUAUUUACAUAUGUAAUGAAGCCAUGUACCCAAAUAUUUUUAAGUUACUUAAAAUAUUAGCAACUUUACCAGUUUCUUCUGCCACUAAUGAAAGGACAUUCUCAACUCUCAAGAGAAUAAAAACUUACAUACGCAACUCUACUUCUGAGGGAAGACUUAAUGGUCUAGCAAUGCUAUCGAUCAAUAAAAAUGAUUCAAUUACUCCUGAUGAAGUGCUGGUUGAACUAUCCAAUAAAAAAAGGAGAUUAGAAUUUUUGUUAUAA
Molecule: messenger RNA, 600 nt
Organism: Myzus persicae (green peach aphid)
Lineage: Eukaryota; Metazoa; Arthropoda; Insecta; Hemiptera; Aphididae
Product: 52 kDa repressor of the inhibitor of the protein kinase-like
Exons: 2
Coding region: 1-600 (199 amino acids)
Molecular function (GO): protein dimerization activity
Source: RefSeq, a predicted model, not a curated record